This is a messenger RNA of Ziziphus jujuba (common jujube), 1742 nucleotides long. Its product is annotated as UDP-glycosyltransferase 89A2. The coding region runs from base 105 to 1535 and encodes 476 amino acids. The transcript has a single exon. Lineage: Eukaryota; Viridiplantae; Streptophyta; Magnoliopsida; Rosales; Rhamnaceae. The record is from RefSeq and is a predicted model, not a curated record. Gene Ontology annotation, molecular function: UDP-glycosyltransferase activity.
UAACAAAGCAUCUAAAUCCCUUAAUCAUCACCAAAACUUCACCAGAAAGUCCAAAGGCCUUUUCCUUUCCUCUCCAUUUUUUUAGCUGGUCGACACCGGCAACAAUGUCCACCACCGUCGUCGAUAACCGACCACACGUUCUGGUAUUUCCAUACCCAGCACAAGGCCACUCUCUCGUCCUUCUCGAUCUGACCCACCAACUCUCUCUCCGCAAUAUAGUCAUAACCAUCUUGGUCACUCCCAAGAACCUCCCAGCUCUCGACCCACUUCUCGCGGCACACCAAACCAUCAAAACCUUAGUCCUUCCCAUGCCUCCCCACCCGAAACUACCUCCGGGGAUCGAGAACCUUCGUGACAUUGGCAUAAGCAAGAACAUGGCCAUGGUCAAAGCCAUGUCCAAGCUCCACAAUCCCAUUAUCCAAUGGUUCGAGUCCCAUCCUAACCCUCCUGUUGCCAUCAUCUCCGACGUCUUCCUCGGUUGGACUCAGACACUCGCCGACCAGAUUAACGUCCGCAGAAUCUGUUUCUUCCCCAACCGUGUCGCCGUAGCCUCUGUGUUCGACUACUGCUGGCGUAAUAUAGACGCGGUCAGUGCUUCAAAAGUCGUGGAUUUUCACGAUCAGCUUCCUGAUUCGCCUUCCUUCAAGCACGAGCAUCUACCUAACAUAAUCCGAAGAUACGAUGGAUCGGAUCCUGAGUGGUUGAAUGUUAGAGAUAUAUUGGUUGCGAAUAGUUCUAGUUGGGGUAUCGUUUUCAAUACCUUCGAGGCGCUGGAAGGUCGAUUCUUAGAUCACCUGAGAAAGAAAAUGGGACACCACCGAAUCUACGGUGUUGGUCCUUUGAACUUGUUAAGCAUACCGGAAAGUUCGGACCGCGGCAAACCCGAUAAGGAUUUCCACGCCGCCGCUGGCGGCGUCGAUGUUUUGGGUUGGCUCGAAGGGUGUGCUGAUGACUCAGUGCUUUACGUUUGCUUCGGGAGUCAGAAAUUCUUAAAGAGAGAACAAAUGAAGGCUUUGGCUUCGGGGCUCGAACAGAGCAAGACUAAGUUUAUAUGGGUUGUGAAAACGGGUACUACAGAAAUAGAAAUGGAACAAGGAUACGGUGUCGUUCCAAACGGGUUCGAAGAGAGAAUCCAAGGGAGAGGACUGGUGGUGAGGACAUGGGUUCCGCAGCUGAUGAUACUGAAUCACCGAGCGGUUUGGGGGUUUCUGAGUUAUUCGGGUUGGAACUCGUUAAUGGAAGGGAUAACAGCCGGAGUGAUGCUGCUGAUAUGGCCAAUGGAGGCUGAUCAUUAUAUAAAUGCCAAGCUUCUGGAGGAGGAAAUGGGAGUGGCGAUCAAGGUUUGUGAAGGCGAUGAUGGAGUUCCUGACUCGGCCGAGUUGGGAAAGGUGAUUGAUGAAUCGAUGAGAAAUGUGGAUGGUCCACAAAGAGUGAAAGUCAAAGAGCUGAGGGACAAGACUUUUCAAGCGGUGAGUGAUGGUGGGCCCUCACGCAAGGACUUGGAUGAGCUUGUCAAAGAAUUGCGACUGCUUUAACAAAUUAAAGUUUAAAGUGAAACUUGUCUUCUAUCAGCAUUUUCUUAAGCAAAAGUGCAACGGGCAAACAAAAUUGAAAUUUUGUAUUUACCGUAUUAUAUUUGAUUUUUAUUGUAUUUUUCAUCAUAAUAUUGUGGUAAUAGUAUAUAUGGUGUACUUGAUGUUCUAGCAUAUUUUAUAAUAAUAUGGGAAUCAAUAAAAUUAUUG